AUGUUUGGAGUUACACAACCACUAAUAAGAAUGCUGGAAAAGGGUGAAAAUAUAUCGAAUUCUGAUGAACAAUCUUUAAUACCGGCUUUAUCAAUAUUUAUAACAUUGAUGAUGAAUGCAUUGAAAAUAGUUGACGAUGACGAUUUCCAAAAUGGUGGUCUUGGAGAUACUGUUUUUCCUCUUACACUAAACCAAGUGGCUGAUAUAGUCGUUCAUUGUCGUGAUCUUACACUUGGCUUAAUCGAUCUCGCAUUUCCUAUUAAUAUUGGACCAUUCCAGCAAUCUAUGAUGAAGAGUUCAAAAUGGGCUAAUUUAUUUCAGGAUGUCACCUUGUUAACGAAAGCAUUACACGAACGAGAUAAUCGAGUUUGUGUCAUGCCGCACAAUUUUUGGUCCAAUCAUAAUAGAAAUGUUGUCGUCAAUUCUUCACUGUGGCAAAGUGAAUAUGGUCGUCGACGUCGCGCAAGACGUCCAUUUGAAUUUGUGCGUUUUUUGCUUGAUAAUAGAGAUUCGGAUGCUAAUGAAGACCCUCCAAGUGUCAGUGAGUUGCGUAAUUUAUCGAUCAUCCGCAAUAUUCCUUUCGUUAUUCCUUUUAUGCAGCGAAUUGAGAUUUUCACAGAAUUGCUUCUAAGAGAUCGAAUACGUAAUGAUACAGGCCGAAAUAGGCAUUUUAUCGCUGUACACAGAGCAACUUUGUACGAAGAUGCAUUUAGAGCGUUACAGCCUCACCUUGUUCCCGAUAUGAAAUCAACAAUUCGUGUACAGAUGGUAAAUUGGGCAGGACUAGAAGAAGCUGGCGUUGAUGGUGGUGGCAUUUUUAGGGAAUUCCUUUUUGAACUUCUUCAGACCGCUCUUGAUCCAUCUCGUGGUUUUUUUGCUACAACCCAUGAACAGCUUUUAUAUCCAAACCCUUUGGCACCAUUUCUUUAUCCGAAUAAUUUUGUUGAUCAUUUUUAUUUCAUCGGUCGAAUUAUUGCUAAGUUAAUAUAUGAAGGUUUACUGGCUGACAUUCGUUUUGCAAAUUUCUUCUUGCUGCAGUGGAUGGGAAAUCCGGACGGAACAGUUCUGGAUUUGGAAUUAGUUAAAUCAUAUGAUCCUCUUUUGCACAAAAAUCUGAAGUUUUUGAAGCGUUGCUCAACAGAAGAAAUCGAAAAUCUUGAUCUUGAUUUCAGUGUUAUGACUGAUAAUUUCGGCGUGACGGCGAAGGUAGAAUUAAAGAAAGAUGGUAGUUGCAUCAAAGUAACAGCAGACAACAGAAUGGAAUAUAUACAGUUAUAUGUUAAUUACUAUCUUUCCAAGCGACUUUCACCGAUGAUUGCCGCGCUUCGUAGUGGUUUGAGGAAUGUUAUAGAUCCUGAAUGGUUGCGAAUGUUCUCGCCGUUAGAAAUUUCAAUGUUGGUUGGCGGUAGUGAUUCAGAAAUUGAUUUCAAUGAGCUAAAAAAAUUCACGACUGUACAUAACAUAAAGUCAGAACAUGACCAACAGUACAUGGAUCUAUUCUGGUUGGUUAUCAAUGGUUUUUCAUCUGGAGACAAAAAGAAGCUGUUAAAAUUUAUAACUGGUUGUCCACGACCACCCAUAAUGGGUUUUAAGACUUUAACACCGCCAAUGGGUAUUCAGCUCGUCCAUGACGUUGAUAAACUACCGACUGCUGCAACAUGUAUGAAUUUGUUGAAGCUGCCACUAUAUGAUAAUGCUGAAACGUUGCGUCGUAAACUAAUCUAUGCAGUAAAUUGUGGAGCUGGUUUCGAACUUUCAUGA
Messenger RNA from Brugia pahangi, 1761 nucleotides. The record is from the annotation of a GenBank genome assembly. Lineage: Eukaryota; Metazoa; Nematoda; Chromadorea; Rhabditida; Onchocercidae.